AGAGGCCGAAGGGGACAUCCGGCGAAGGAGCCUACUACCGGUGGCUGUGGGGCGCGCGCGAGUGAGGGAAUCACGUGGGGCGAUGGAGCGUGAGGCUCAUGGCGGUUCCAGCUUGACCAAGCUUUCGCCGCCUCUUCGUCUUCCCCUGUCCCGGCUGGGUCUUAGGAAGCCUCUGCAGAAAAUGAAAAUGGCGACAAAUGAAAGCAUUGAAAAGCAGGUAGCAAGGAGGGUGAUUCACCGUGAAGGAGCUUCUAGCAGAAGACAGGAACCAAAGAAUUCAAAAGGGCCAAGGAAGAAGGGCAUCUACAUUGGGAACCUUCCAUCCGAGAUUGCGGAGGAGCAGGUCCAGAAGCUGUUUGCUGCAUUUGAGCCUGUGACAGUUCGCAAAAUAGUGUCAGGGCUGAAGUGCUACGCCUUUGUUGACGUAGGGGAUGCUGAAAAUGUAGCGCUGGCUAUCAGUCACUUGAACAACACCAUCUACAAUGGGCGACGCCUGGUCGUGAGAGAGCUGUGCGAGUCCCGGGGCAGUGAAAGAUGGACAGAAACAACAGAAGUUGAAUUGCCGCCUCUGGAGAAAGUUGACAAAGACCUCAGUCUAGGUAACAAAACCUUGUGUAUCUCUCGGACAGUUAAAGAUGGAAGUCAGAUCAGCUACGCGAUCCCUUUAGAGAUGAGGAGUUUGACCUUGGUGCAGAUGCUGACCAACUGUUUCAAGGACGUUGGCUGGAUGGCAGAGAGCAUAAAGGUGCACGGGGACGUUGGGCUGAUGGUCAUGGACACAUUCCCCCACAUGCCUUAUUUCUGGGCCAUGAACUUGACUCCGGAGACCUACGUGAAGAUGUGUCAGCUGUUCAACACACUCUCUGUGGUCACCCAGGAGCAGCCCUUCCUCAAGGAAGAGGAGGUACGGAGGGGUCAGCGCUGUGUGGCAGAGUUCCCAGGAGAGGGCGGAGAAUGGAACAGGUGCUGGAUCGUGGAUGUGGUGGAGAGUCAGGUCAUCCUAUUUUACGUGGAUUCAGGAAGUACAGCCUGUGUCCCAGCAUCAUCCGUGAAAUCUCUAGAUAGCGAUGAGUUCUGGGCCAUCCCGCCUCUUGUUCAGCCCUUUGUCCUACAGCAAGGUGUGAUGGGCAAUCGCAAGAUGGACGGAAUCAUUCUGAAAGGAAGGAUUGUUGGAUUCCACGAGGCAGAGCCUCACAUCCUGAGAUUCUCCAUCACAGAUGAGGACUGAAGGCAGCCUAGUCACACGGGAACAAACCUGAACACUGGCGAAAACAAAAAUAAAGUUUAAUUGUCACAACCAGAUUAUAUGCUAAUCGACCACCGAUCUUUAGAGCUCUGAGCUGUAGAGGGAUAGGGAAGGGGGAAUAAUUGCCACAGCACUGAA
Molecule: messenger RNA, 1384 nt
Organism: Hemiscyllium ocellatum (epaulette shark)
Lineage: Eukaryota; Metazoa; Chordata; Chondrichthyes; Orectolobiformes; Hemiscylliidae
Product: tudor domain-containing protein 10-like
Exons: 13
Coding region: 83-1228 (381 amino acids)
Molecular function (GO): RNA binding
Source: RefSeq, a predicted model, not a curated record